GGCAAGUUCAGUCGUCUACCGCGUGCCGAGCGGCGAGGAUCGUGCGCUGCCAACACUCCAUUCCGAAUUCCCCCCUUUCGGCUAGCUCUUCGUUCCGUUUGUCGAUCGCGCGCACACCGGGGGGUCUCUCGCAGCCGGUCACGUGUCCCUCUCUCAGCCCAUCUUUCUCGUGCUACAACGCGGCACGCUCGAACGGAAGCGCAGCGAACCGUACCGCGCGCAGAUUCGUCAUGUAAUUCGAAGCUGCGAACAAUUAACGCCGCUUCAGUCUUCUCUUUUUUCUUUUGCCCGUGUCUUUUUUUCGACGAUCAAAGAACAACUUCUCUCUGAAUUCAUAAUUUUCUAUUCUUCUGACAUUUUGUUAAUUUCUUUCUCUCUUUAUGGUUUAUCCGAUAUUUUGAUAUUUGAUUUGUAAUUCUUAGAAAGAAAUUGAAGAUGUGAAGAGAGAGUUUGAUAAUAAGAUAGACAAUGGGUGAUAGAAGUUUUAAUGAAGAUUCAUGAAGUUGAAUGGAUUUUUGAUCGUGUAAUUGAAGGGUGAUUGGAGCGUAAGGUGGUCGUAUGCUGUUUUUGUUCAUCGGUGGUCGAGGGGAAACGGUUCAGUGAGAUGUGAGCCGAGAAUGGAGCUAAAGAUCAGCAUAUUGCUUCUGGCGCUUUUACGCCUCGCCAGCACUCUCGAGAACACGAAGGAGGAGGAAGACGCGGAGGAAGAUGACGAAGAAAAUUAUUCCGUAGAUGACUACGAUUAUGGUGACUACGAAAGUGCAACUAUAAACAGCGAUAUCGAUCUUAUCGCUGGUGGCUCGUUGCCGAUCUUCCUAGCGGAACCCGUUGACACGUUCGUAGUCAAAGGGAAACCGGCUACCCUUCAUUGCCGCGCAGCACACGCUCUUCAGGUGUAUUUUCGCUGUAACGGUGACCGGGCUGAACGUUCGCAGCACCAGGAUUUUGUCGACCCUCGUACCGGAACGAGGGUCGUCGAGGUCGAGUUGAACGUGACGAGGAACGAGGUCGAGGAGUACUUCGGUAGGGAGAGGUUCAAGUGCGAGUGCGUGGCAUGGUCGGGACCAGGUCAGAUUCGAGGGCAGCCUGCUACGGUUGAGGUCGCUUACCUGAAGAAGCACUUCCUGUCGCCGCCGUACUCGCUGUCCGUGGAAGCUGGCCGAAACGCGGAACUUCGUUGCAUGCCACCCUUAGGAGUGCCACAACCGAAAGUCUACUGGCUGAAGAAUGGCACGCCUCUCGAGACAAUGACCAGCUCCACUCCGGUCUCUUCUAUGGCGGACAGCAUCCCCAACGACGUGACAGCGGCCAACAACUUCGUUCAAACCGUAGAUGGACACCUGAUCCUGGGGAAGGCCGAGCUGAGGCAUCAGGGGAAUUAUUCGUGCGUCGCUGAGAACAUUGCUGCCAGGCGGGUCAGUGAACCGGCAGUGCUGACGGUUUAUGUGAACGGCGGGUGGUCUUCCUGGUCAGGAUGGUCAGACUGCAGCACCCGUUGCGGCCGAGGUGUACAAAAGAGAACACGAACGUGCACGAAUCCCGCGGCCAUGAAUGGAGGUCAAGCCUGUCCAGGUCCACUGACGCAGAGGGUCGAGUGCAAUCCCUCCUGUCCCGCGGUCGACGGCAGAUGGUCAAGCUGGUCCUCGUGGUCCGCAUGCGGUCCCGAUUGUUCCAGAGUAAGAAGGAGGUCCUGCAACGACCCCCCGGCGAGCAAUGGUGGUCGUCCCUGUCAAGGCAAGGACGUCAUCGUCGAGUCUUGUUCCAUGGAUCGAUGUAAUGCUUUGGGACAGGACGACCCGCGAGUCUUCAAGGAAGCAACCAGGGCGAUCGAUAAUAGUAACAUACAGGCACUCUGGAUCACUGUCUGCUUAGCAGCGAUCAUUCUGGCAGUAUUAAUGAUCUUCGUGCUGCGCUUUUUGCGUCGAAAAGAACGAAUGGGAGCCCUGUAUGGGAUAGCCAGAUUAGACUUCCGUCGUCCAGAAGAUUUAGCUAAAUCGGUCGUCUCGAAGAACGAUCGUUCGGUUCUUUCUGUAGACAGGCGGCUGGAACAAGUGAUAGACGAGUCAAACGCAUCUAGGAUGCCUAGAUCUUGCUCGGAGCACCACUACGACGUGCCGCAGCUUUCACUGCCCUCGACCACAAGGCCAUCGCCUAGUUCUUCCGUCGCCAGGUCCUCCUGUAGGAACUCCCAGCGUGGCAAAGGCUUAUCUGAUAACGAGGAAGGCCGAUCAUCUCGUUCCACCUGCCAGGCGACCCAGGAGAGCAACAACGAGGACGACGACGACCACGACGACGAGGAGAGACUUGGAGAAGACGACAGAAGCCACGAAGAUUCCGGUGGAUUCAUCGUGAGAGCUGUAGUCGAUGAUCAAGGCGCCCUUCUAGUGGUUCCAGAAGUUGGAGUUUCGAUGUCCAUCUCAGAAGGAGCCAUUUCUCGUGGAAGAAGACACGCUCUACACUUGGCUGUUCUAGGAGACGAUUCUCUGAGACCUGGUCUACCACCUGGUUUGACUCUACUGUCAGCAAUAGUGGCUUGUGGUCCGAAUGGAAUCGACCUGGUGAAGCCUGUGAUCCUCCAAUUUGAACACUGUGCCGAAUUGAGGACUGGAAACUGGGAACUGAGUCUCUGGUCCACGGAUCUUGACUUAGAGACAAAGUCUAACAACUCGAGCAAUUCGUCUACCAGUUCUAGUCUCGCUUCUGGUUCUAUGUGGAGGAAGAUUCUUACACUGGGAGGCGAGCCUAUAAAUCUUCCUGGGCAACCAUUUGCACAAUUAGAUCAUUCUGGAGUGCUUUUGGUCACUGAGAGUCCUAGUGUGUAUGCAGUCGCUGGAGAGAAUUCUGUGAUCGCGCCUGGAUUGGCAGUGAAGAGGAUUUGUGUUGCUGUGUUCCUGUCUCGCGAGAAGGAUCACAUCAGGUGCCAUUUAAUGGAGGACACGAAGGCUGCCUUUAAGCUUGUAGUGGAACAGGAACGUCGAUUAGGCGGUUCCCGAAUCGACCACGGAGCGCUAGGCUUCAGAGCAGGUGGUUCACCACUUCGAAUCGACUUAGAAGACAGAGAAAGCGGGUUCGUCGAGCGUCAAGAGGUUCCACAUCGUCGAAUCUGGUCGUCGACGAGAACCAGUGUGAGAAGAUCCUUCAGGAUCGAGAAAACCGUUGGCGAUUUAAGGCUCAGCUUCGAGCUGCGAGUCUGUCAAUGUGGUUUCGAAGAGCACGCGCUCUUCCUAAGAAUCGAUCUGGAUUUGAUGAAGAGAAAUACUUCUAGUGGAAAGAGAGCCACGAAGUCUGAAUCAUCCAUCGUUUUGCGUGGGAAGAAUUCGAACAGGUCGACCGAAUCAAUUGUUCCCAGACCAUUCAGAUUUUCUAAGACGCUAAGAAGACAGUUGUGUCAGUGUCUCGAUCCGCCAAGUGUGCGAGGAAACGAUUGGAGAAUGUUAGCGCAGAGACUUCAAGUAGAUCGAUACGUUGAUUACUUUGCGACAAAAUCCAGUCCAACAGAGCACAUUUUGGAUCUUUGGGAGGCAAAACAUCAGGAAGCUACGGCUCUCGCGGAUCUUUUGAAUCAUUUAAGACUGAUGGGACGCGUGGACGCUGCCAAUGUCCUCGAAAGUCGCCUAGGUCCAUGGAUCUAACAUCCAUUGCCCAUUAAGCAAACAUUCGUUUACAAUUUUACAAUAUUUUG
Molecule: messenger RNA, 3682 nt
Organism: Bombus huntii
Lineage: Eukaryota; Metazoa; Arthropoda; Insecta; Hymenoptera; Apidae
Product: netrin receptor UNC5C-like
Exons: 13
Coding region: 618-3632 (1004 amino acids)
Biological process (GO): netrin-activated signaling pathway; motor neuron axon guidance
Cellular component (GO): membrane
Molecular function (GO): netrin receptor activity; protein binding
Source: RefSeq, a predicted model, not a curated record